Budorcas taxicolor (takin) is the source of this 2353-nucleotide messenger RNA. RefSeq names its product beta-1,3-galactosyltransferase 6 (gene B3GALT6). Gene Ontology annotation, cellular component: membrane. Gene Ontology annotation, biological process: glycosaminoglycan biosynthetic process. Gene Ontology annotation, molecular function: UDP-galactosyltransferase activity. The coding region runs from base 1 to 990 and encodes 329 amino acids. Lineage: Eukaryota; Metazoa; Chordata; Mammalia; Artiodactyla; Bovidae. The record is from RefSeq and is a predicted model, not a curated record. The transcript has a single exon.
AUGAAGCUGCUGCGGCGCGCGUGGCGGCACCGGACGGCGCUGGGCCUGGGCGGCCUGGCACUGGGCGGCGUCGCGCUGCUCUACCUGGCGCGCUGCGCCGCGCCUCCCGACUCCGCGCUCUCCGGCCCCGCAGCACCGGCGCCCGUCCGCCCGGCGCGCGCCGCCGCCUUCCUGGCCGUGCUGGUGGCCAGCGCGCCGCGGGCGGCCGAGAGGCGCAGCGUGGUCCGCAGCACGUGGCUGGCGGCGCGGCGCGGCGGCCCCGGGGACGUGUGGGCGCGCUUCGCCGUGGGCACCAGCGGGCUGGGCGACGAGGAACGGCGUGCCCUGGAACGGGAGCAGGCUCAGCACGGCGACCUGCUGCUGCUGCCUGGGCUGCGUGACGCGUACGAGAACCUCACGGCCAAGGUGCUGGCCAUGCUGGCCUGGCUAGACGAGCACGUGGCCUUCGAGUUCGUGCUCAAGGCGGACGACGACUCGUUCGCACGCCUGGACGCGGUACUAGCCGAACUGCGCGCCCGUGACCCUGCCCGCCGCCGCCGCCUCUACUGGGGCUUCUUCUCUGGCCGUGGCCGUGUCCGGCCCGGGGGCCGCUGGCGUGAGGCCGCCUGGCAGCUGUGCGACUACUACCUACCCUACGCGCUUGGCGGCGGCUACGUUCUCUCUGCCGACCUGGUGCGCUACCUGCGCCUCAGCCGCGAGUACCUGCGUGCCUGGCACAGCGAAGACGUGUCGUUGGGCGCCUGGCUGGCGCCAGUGGACGUGCAGCGAGAGCACGACCCGCGCUUUGACACUGAGUACAAGUCCCGUGGCUGCAACAACCAGUACCUGGUGACACACAAGCAGAGCCUGGAGGACAUGCUGGAGAAACACCGGACGCUGACGCACGAGGGCCGCCUGUGCAAGCGCGAGGUGCAGCUGCGCUUGUCCUACGUCUAUGACUGGUCGGCACCGCCCUCACAGUGCUGUCAGAGGAAAGAGGGCAUCCCCUGAUGGCCGAGCCGGCCCGCGUGCCCACAGGACGCCAGGGUCUCAACCGCGCAAGGCGGUGCUGCAAGGCCUCCCGUCGGCCUUCCUCUAGCAAAGCUGACAGCUUCUGCAUGGUUCUUAGCAUGAGGCUGGCCCUCGAGAGGACCCAGUUUAUCUGGUGACAACGGGCUUCCGAGCAGAUGCCUCGCAGCGGUGGAUGACUCCUAAGCCCAGGAACCAGUCCAUGCCCACCCGAGAGCAUCUUGUUCUGGGUCUGGAACCAGCGUCGUGUCCGGGCAGAAAUGUCCUGUUUCUCGAUUCAAGUAUUUGGUCAGAUGAGGGCGUCCUCAUCAGGCAGCCCCAUGGGGCCUAUUCACUUACCUUCCUCUCCCAAGCUGGGGCCAAGGAGCCAGAGGGUGGAGCUGGAAGGACUUGGAGGACCUGACUCCAAAGAAAACUUCCCAAACCCGUUGGGGCAGUGGACAGUGUUAUGUCCUGAAGCCACUGUACUGACCGUCCACCUGCACCAAGGGCCAAGACCGCAUAAACUGGGCCCUGGCACUUGGAGACUCAAAGUGUGAUGCAACCCAACAGUUUUUAUCGAAGUUACUUCACCUUGUGCGGUUAGGUCAUCGCUUGCAUCUCCUGCUGGUAUUGUCGGUCACGUGUCAUCUAGUAUUUAAGUCCGUCGCGUGUGAAUCAGCUUUCAUGGUAUCUUGGUCUGUCUCUGGAGUGAAUUCGUGGUAUGUGUAGGGCAGAGCUUGCCUGUGAUUUAUUUAUAAAUUUUGUAACUUUUGAAUAGUUUUAAGUUGGGAGUGUAUGGGUGUCUGUAUGUUUUAAGUUAUUUAAGAAAAGACUUUUCUAUCAGAACUUGGAAUUUAUGGAUUAAUCUAUUUUUCCAGCUUGAGUUGUAGACCCCUUGCUGCUUGAGUGUUGAAACAUGGAAGAAUUCAAAAGUAUCUAUCUCUCUUCCGUUUUCAUGGAAGGUGACCCCACUGCCUCUCUCUAAAAACACUUCUCUUUCAGCCUUCCUCGUGGCUGCACAGGACAGGUGUUUCUGGAAGCACUGACAGGGUUUCCCAAAGUCAGUCUUGACACAGCCCUGCUGGGGUACAUCCCCUUGAGGGCAGCAGGUGUUCGCAGCCCCUUUGCAUAUACCUGAAGGUUGUUUUGCAGUUGCUCAGUUGUAUCUGACUUUGCGACCCUGUGGACUGCUGCAUGCCAGGCUUCCAUCUCCAUCACCAACUCCCAAAGCUUGCUCAAACCCAUGUCCAUCGAGCUGGCGAUGCCAUCCAACCAUCUCAUCCUCUGUCAUCCCUUUCUUCUCCCGCCUUCAAUCUUUCCCAGCAUCAGGGUCUUUUCCAAUGAGUCAGCUCUGUUCCUCCUU